This is a messenger RNA of Pseudoliparis swirei, 2276 nucleotides long. RefSeq names its product replication protein A1 (gene rpa1). The coding region runs from base 209 to 2011 and encodes 600 amino acids. Gene Ontology annotation, biological process: DNA replication; double-strand break repair via homologous recombination; nucleotide-excision repair. Lineage: Eukaryota; Metazoa; Chordata; Actinopteri; Perciformes; Liparidae. The transcript is spliced from 17 exons. The record is from RefSeq and is a predicted model, not a curated record. Gene Ontology annotation, molecular function: single-stranded telomeric DNA binding; damaged DNA binding. Gene Ontology annotation, cellular component: nucleus; DNA replication factor A complex.
UUGACAGACCGAAAACUGAACUGAGAUCUGUAAACGGAAACGGAAGCUGGAGCAACGCAUACGACGCUUCGCGCGUUAGGACAAGCCGUUGGCGCCAACGAUACAACGGAAGCAGUACUGACAGUGUUGGAAGCGUUAAGUUGGCUGUGCAGCAGAUAUUUUGCCAAAGUUAUCUUAUUUUUCGCGGCUUUACUUCCUUCUCGUGGACAUGACGAACCUCUCAGAGGGUGCGAUAGAGGCUCUAUCAAAUGGCAUUGGUGGUAACGAUGCAGUGCUUCAGUUGGUGAACCUUCGCAAAAUUGACAGUGGAAGUGGUCCUACUCGCUUUCGGGUGAUGAUGAGUGAUGGACUGCACACUCUGUCCUCCUUCAUGCUCUCAACGCAGCUGAACUUCAUGGCUGAGGAGAACCUCCUGGCGCCCAACUGCAUCUGCAUUCUAAAGAAGCACGUGACCAAUAUACUGAAGGACAAACGACGGGUGGUGAUCAUUUUAGAAAUUGAAGUCAUCAAGCCUGCUAAAGAUGUUGCUGGAAGAAUAGGUGACCCUACUCCUUUUGCUGAGGGUCAGGUCAAAGGCCCGCAGUCGGCACCAAACCCUGAAACCCGGCAACCACUACAGCAGCAAUUAAAAAAUGAAGCAGGGAACAAAGGUUUCAAUAGGGAUAGGGACUUUGGGAAAAAGACCCCAUCUGCUACGCCCAGUACUCCAGGGGGCAGCUCUAAAGUUGUGCCCAUCAUCAGCCUCAACCCCUAUCAGUCCAAGUGGACCAUCCGCGCUCGUGUAACCAACAAGAGCAGCAUCCGUACAUGGAGCAACUCUCGUGGUGAUGGCAAACUCUUCUCCAUGGAGAUUGUGGAUGAGAGUGGCGAGAUCAGAGUGACUGGUUUUAACCAAGAGGUGGACAAGUUCUUCAGCCUGGUUGAGGUUGGCAAGGUCUACUACGUCUCCAAGGGCUCCCUGAAGAUCGCCAACAAGCAGUACACAUCGGUGAAGAACGACUAUGAGAUGACUCUCAGUGGAGAAUCCACGAUUAUCCCGUGUGAAGACAGCCGUGAUGUUCCGGUGAUGCAGUGUGACUUCGUCUCUAUUGGUGACCUGGAAAACCGAGAAAAAGAUGCCAUCGUUGAUGUGAUUGGAGUGUGUAAGAGUGUGGACGAAUUGACCCGCCUCACCACCAAGGCAAACAAGGAAGUGUCCAAGAGGACACUCAACUUGAUGGACAUGUCUGGGAAGUUGGUGACGGUCACGCUGUGGGGAGAGGAAGCAGAAAAGUUUGAUGGGUCCGGACAGCCCAUCAUAGCCAUAAAGGGGGCGAAGCUUUCGGACUAUGGUGGCCGGUCCCUCUCGGCGUCCUUCAGCAGCACCCUGAUGAUCAACCCAGACAUCCCUGAGGCUUAUAAGCUCAGAGGCUGGUUUGACAAGGAGGGCCACGCCCUGGAAGGACAGUCUUUGACGGAGGCGAAAGGCAGCGGGGGAGUCACCAACUGGAAGACUCUGUCGGAUGUUAAGAUGGAGCACCUGGGACAUGGAGACAAGGCGGACUACUACACCUGCAUAGCUACCAUAGUAUACCUGCGCAAGGAAAACUGCCUUUACCAGGCCUGUCCCAGCCAAGACUGCAACAAAAAAGUGGUGGACCAGCAAAAUGGCAUGUUCCGCUGCGAAAAGUGUGACAAAGAGUUCCCGAACUUCAAGUAUCGCCUCAUCCUUUCUGCCAACAUUGCAGAUUACGCGGACAACCAGUGGGUCACUUGCUUCCAGGAGAGUGCCGAGGCCAUCCUCGGCCAGAAUGCAGCUUACCUGGGGCAGCUCAAGGACUCGAACGAAGUCGCCUUUGACGAGGUCUUCCAACAAGCCAAUUUCAACACUUUUAUUUUCCGAAGCAGAGUGAAGCUAGAAACGUAUAACGAUGAAUCCAGGAUCAAGGCGACGGUGAUGGACGUGAAGCCCGUCGACCAUAAGGACUACAGCAAGAGGUUGAUCCAGAACAUCAGGAAACUGGCUGCUUAGAGGAACCUAUGAUCUAUGCAAAGUACUGUUAGUGCUUUUGUUUCUCUAGUCGACGCCGCUCUGUACGUGGGACAAAGUUUUGCUCACAAAGCAAUUGUUUAUUUUUUUUUUACUUCCCUGUGAAUAAAUUGUCGUGAUCGCACUUGUUCACCCUUUCUUUAUCAAAUGACGAUUGCUGGCCUGAUUCUUUGUUGUUGUCUGUGAACAUGACGGACAUGUUUUCCUUUUCCAGAGCAGAGAGUGACACAAUAAAAUGCUAACUGUC